Molecule: messenger RNA, 1008 nt
Organism: Ambispora leptoticha
Lineage: Eukaryota; Fungi; Glomeromycota; Glomeromycetes; Archaeosporales; Ambisporaceae
Source: the annotation of a GenBank genome assembly
AUGUCACGAAAAACGCUAGAACGCGUCGUUUUCGCAACUCUAGGUGCCUUGGGUGCAUUUAUUGCGGUCGCUUACCACGACCUAUACCAACAACACCAACAAAAAAAGCAAGGCUCGGCGAUAAAACCUAUUACUACUCCUCAACCACCACCUGUGACUCCGUCUCCUACAAUUCCUUUAGCACAAAAAAUCCGCGCUGCUAAAGAAUCUAUUUUGCCGUUUGGUUUCGCUGGACCAAUAAAUGACACAUUAUACAGAACUGCAUAUAUCAGUUCAUAUAACCGCCAGCUUCGCAAUCCAAACUGGGUAGCUGAGCACAUAACGAAUGAGUCGCUUACGCAGGGUGAUGGCGUCGAACGCACAAAAUCAACAUUCCGUGAAGAUUUCAAUAUCCCAGAGAAAUUUCGAGCCACGUUGAAAGAUUAUUUUAGAUCUGGGUAUGAUCGUGGUCAUUUGGUCCCGGCUGCUGAUGUCAAAUUUUCACAGGAAGCAAUGGAUGAGACUUUUUUCUUGACGAAUAUCUCACCUCAGGUUGGCGAUGGAUUCAAUCGAGAUUAUUGGUCUCAUUUGGAAGAGUUUUGUCGUCGUCUAGUCAGAAACGAAGGAUUUAAAGAUGUCUAUGUCUUCUCUGGUCCAUUAUACCUACCAAAACAAGAAGACGACGGAAAAUGGUACGUUAAAUACGAAGUAAUUGGUCAAGGACACAACGUCGCCGUCCCGAACCAUUUUUUCAAAGUGAUUCUAGCAACCAAGGACAACCAAAAAUACGCAUUAGGCGCAUUUAUACUUCCGAAUAGGCCGAUACCGAAUCACGUCCCUUUACAAAGACACGAAGUUCCAUUGGACGUCAUUGAACGAGCAGCCGGUCUCACGUUUUUCGAGUUGCUUGAUAAAGAGGCGAUAGCGCCGCUAUGCACUGUUUCUAAAUGUGUGCUUGUGGCGCAUCCUAAAUAUUUAAAGCAAAAAAAUUUGAAAGCUUUACCACAACCGGGUACAGAAGACAGUUGA